AUGUCUACAUCGGUCAAACGUGCUUGUGAUGCAUGCCAUCGUCGCAAGGUGAAGUGUGACGGCAUCAAUCCGUGUCGUAACUGUUCAUCUGCUCAACUCUCGUGUACAUACAACGCUAUUCCACAAAAGAAAGGACCAAAGGGUUCUCGGGCCAAGGUUAUUAGUGAGCUCCGAGAGACGCAACGCCAGUCUAGUCUUUCAUCUAAAGUUACUAGCCGUAUAACGGGCGUGUGCCCAGUGACGUACAAUGCUUCAUUGGCGCCGACUCCAGGUCUCUUGACAAAUGAUCUUAUCAGAGACUGUGUGGAUUUUUUUUUUACCAACAUGUAUCCCACUUUGCCGAUACUACACCGUGGGAGACUUGAACAGCAGAUCUUAUACGCCGAGAAGAACGUCGAUACAUACUGUCUCCUUACCUCACUAUGUGCUUUCAUGAUGAUUCAACCAGGAAUGGGCAUCCCGGGCGCUCCGCUGCGAGCAGAAAACCUCCCGGACGCAAAUCUUGUCUCGGGAAAUCUACUGAUGCAGGAGACAUUAAGGAUCCGAAAGAGCUACGAUUAUCUCGAGGUUCCAACUCUCAACAGUUUGGCAACGAGCUUCUUCCUUUUCGGCUGCUACUUCGGACUUAAUCUUCACAACAAUGCCUGGUUCCAUCUACGGGAAGCUACAACUUUGGCGCAUGUGAAUGGGCUGCAGAAAGAAGAGACUUACUCUCAAUUUGAUGUAGCUGAUGCAUCGAGGCGACGAAGACUUUACUGGCUCUUAUUCGUAACUGAAAGAGCAUACGCGCUCCAGCGACAUAGACCUUUAUCGUUACAAGCAACAAUUAGCCCCCCAUCACAGAACGACGAUCCAACCGAUCCUCAAGCGUGCCACCUAAACGGGUUUAUUGAUCUUGUCAGCCUAUUCCUUCCAUUCGAUGAGGCCUUGGUCACUUUGUGGAACAAGACCAGCACAGAAUGUUCAACCAACUAUCUCGCUGCACUUCAAAAGGACCUUGCCGAUGCGUUACCUGCAUAUCUUACUUCAAAUGAGAACCAAACGGCUGAUCUUCGCACCAGUCAGCAGUGGCUUCGGACAAUGGUCUGGCAGCUUAGUAUGCAAAAUGGUUGCCUAUCAUCGGCUCACGAGGAACCUAGUAUGACAUUUCAAUACCCCGUCGACAUAUCCCGUGAUCUCAUUUCGAUGACUUCACAAUUUUCUCAUCAGAGUAUGGAUAUUCAUGGUAUAGGACUUAUUGAAAAGUUAUUCGACAUCGCCUGCUCCUUGACCGAUGUUCUUACCCUGCUCCCGCCAAAUCUAUAUUCAUUUACCCUUGGGCCACAGGACUACCUUCAUGAUUUCAUUGGACUGUUGGCCGUUCUACGUCAUGGUAACCACCGAUUUCUACCUCUUUUAUUGGCCAAGGUCAAUGACGUCCUACCAAGACUCGUCAACCCUAUGCUACGUGCUGUUCCGGAUCCACCACCAGACAUGUGUAAUGAAAUUGAUGUCUUUGAUGGCUAUGAUACUGCAGGCGGGAGCAUUACUAUGGCGAGUCGCUUCCCAGAAUAUGCGGGCGAUGUUAAUAGCGGGAGCCCGGAGUUUAAGGUUGAGCCGGGUGAUUAUGAAGGAACAAAUGUGGGCCAUGGACUGCCAGCAUUUGAGCAACAAAACAUGGACGAACUUGGCUCACCUGUUUCCUCGUCUCUUGGUGGUACGAGUAGCAGCAGUGAGCACGGGGCUACUUCCUACAGCGUCGACGUGCGCAGCCCGGUUGAAUAUCCUUAUUCCUUACAAGAAGUUGGAAGUCGAUCAAGCUCUUAUUUGGAUGAGUUGCCGGGAAGUAAGAGCGAGUACAACCGGGCUGUAGAAACGUUCAAGCGACCGAUCUUGCGUUCGUGUAGCGGCAGUCCCACUAUCGGAGCUAAUACCGGGAGCUCGGGCGGCAAUAGUGUCAGUAGUGGCAGUAGUGGGAGCAGUGCCACCACAUGUGCGAUAAGCGUCGGGCCCAGUGCUGCAACACCUACUGUAGCUGGAGGCAAUGGGCCGGUAAGCAAUGGCUUCGCCAUGCAAAUACCUCGCAGUGUCCCAAAACAAGUCUACCCCAUGGCUCGUUCGUUAAGCUCGACGUGUGGCGGAGAGGCGUCGCUACGGUGA
Molecule: messenger RNA, 2139 nt
Organism: Blumeria graminis f. sp. triticale
Lineage: Eukaryota; Fungi; Ascomycota; Leotiomycetes; Helotiales; Erysiphaceae
Source: the annotation of a GenBank genome assembly